AUUGACAAUAUUUCGCAGAGAUAUUUUGCACAAGCAUAAAAUUAUUUUGUAUUUAUUCAUUGAAAAGCUAAGAUAAUUAACUGGUUUUACUAGUAAAUACAUUCAAAAUGCUUACUAAUUAUGAAAAACUGUGUGGCGAAUUAGAGAAACAGGAGUUGGAGGCUACUAAUGGCAUAGCAACACCAUCAACUUAUGCACAACUUUUGGCUAUUUAUCUGUAUCAAAAUGAUUUAUGCAAUGCAAAGUUUCUUUGGAAAAGGAUACCACCAACCAUCACAAGCAGUAAUCCAGAAAUAGUUGCCAUCUGGGCCAUUGGACAGAAACUCUGGAAGAAGGACUUACCCGGCACAUACCAGGCUAUCACAGCAUACACCUGGACAGAGCCUGUUGCCAGCAUUAUCAAGGCUUUAGAGGAUAAGGUCAGAGAAAGGUCGUUUGCCCUGAUCGGCAGCUCAUACAGCUCCAUCUCACUGGAGGCAGUGGCGUCCAUGUCCGGGCUCAGCAAGGAUGCGGUGCUGCACGCCUGCCGGGACCUCAAGUGGGAGCUGGACGCAGAUGGCGUCACUGUGGCUCCCAAGCCCCCAACCACACCGCAGCCGCUACACACUUCCAGCGAAGACCAGCUUUUCAAACUCACCGAAUUUGUCUCUUUCUUAGAGAAUUAAGUAAGUACUUUUAAGUUUGUUAAUUUAAGUACAUAUGUUAUUAUAGAUAGGUAUUUCUAUAAAAUUCAUGACACCUGUAAGCUUGUACCCUUGUGAAAUUGCUUACCAUAAAAGCUAAAGUUAAAAAUAGGUGUAAUAAAUAAUAAAAUACUUC
This is a messenger RNA of Plutella xylostella (diamondback moth), 819 nucleotides long. RefSeq names its product COP9 signalosome subunit 8 (gene CSN8). NCBI's taxonomy places the organism in Eukaryota, Metazoa, Arthropoda, Insecta, Lepidoptera, Plutellidae. Gene Ontology annotation, biological process: COP9 signalosome assembly; protein deneddylation. Gene Ontology annotation, cellular component: COP9 signalosome. The record is from RefSeq and is a predicted model, not a curated record.